CCCUAAAAUAAAGAGACAGCCUGUUCACUAAUGGCCUAGCAACCCAAAUUUCCCUGCAGGGAGGUAAGUUUUUGUACACUAAGACCAAAGUGUCCCUCGUGUAUGAAGACUUCAUUAAUGACAAUUUACAUUCGUCUCCUAGGCAGCUCCAAUGAGGCAAGAGAAGGAAAAGCAGACAAAGGCAAGGAACAGAUGUAGUGCAGGAAUCUUUAAGCAUGUGAUAAGAGGAGGAGAAGAGGCAGCAGGGAGCAGAAGAGGCAGCAGCCACAAGCGAUCUGUUGGAUGGUCAAGCACACAAGUGACAAGGCAAGUUUGACAUGAAUCUAAACCGAUGAAGAAAUGGAAGGACAGAACAUACCAGCUGUUAUGAUCUGUUUAUUUCACAUCGGUGCUACACUUUGGGGUUUUACAGAACAGGAAGAAGUAACAGGACUGUUUUCCAAGUAUUGUAUCCUCCCAUGUCAUUUCCCACCUGGGCAUGAUGAAGUAAUACACUGGAGCAAAGAGAACAAAAAAGUGCACAGUUACUACCAGCAGAAGGAUCAGCUGGAAGAACAAGAUCCACAUUACAGACUCAGAACACACCUUUUCCAGGAGAACAUCCCUAGUGGAAAUGCCUCCUUGAAACUUAACCUGACCAUGAGCUCUGAUACCUGCUACCCGGGAACAGCACAAGAUGAAACAAAAGUGGAAGUGCUGCUAUGCAUGAGGGUUCCUUCUUCUUAUGUACUGGAAUACCACAAGACAAACACAGAAAGGAGACUGAAGUGCCAUGCCUUUCUCACUUAUCCAGCACCAAAUAUAUCUUGGGUAGAAGGCAGUAUAUCCAUCUAAGAGACAGAUUGGGAGGAAACUAGAAGUGGAGUUCUCUAUUCUCUUAGAAGUGACAAGGACAUUAUAAACAUUAGAUAUUACUUUCAUAUUCAUUUCCAUCAUGAAGUGUGGGCUGCUUAAUGGAAGAUGCAAGACCACCUGUUUAAUGUGGAAGGAGGUAGCACCAUAAUUCCUUGUGAACAGGGCAAUGACACUGCAAGCACUGAUGGUUUCAGUGUUGUCUGGGCAUUACACAGAAAUGCAGUGACCUCAUCCUGGCCUCAAGUCCAGGUUAAGGAGAAUUCACUGAUGUUGGAUCAUCUUACUGCAGGUGACAGUGGAGAAUAUCUGUGUAAUAUUUCAACACCUCCCUGCACAAAACUUUGCACAUUGAGUUCUAUAGGAAAUUUCCAGAGGAAUACAGAAUUUUUCAAAUACUUUGGACAAGACACAGCAGGGGAAAGAUAGCCUGAGGUAGUAGAACCAUACAGUUCUUCUGACAGUUUGGUGCUGUGCAGAGGUUUCUUCUAGGUGGGCUUUGAUCUCCUGUGGAAUCCAUGGUUAUCACUCAUCUCAGAUUUCUUGUGUCCACCUGGAUUGCAUGGUUGCACUAUGAGGCUGGGCAUUGUUUCAGAUUAAAGUUAUAAAGAUUUUGCAGCCAGAGUAAUGAAAUUUCUGAUCCAGGCUGGAUAACAUUUACAGAGCUGCUCUACUGUAAAUCCUCAGUGCUGUUAAUGGCACUGAGCACUGCACCUGGACAAAGUGUUCAGCACACUGGGCAGCUGAUUUGUUUUAAAUGGGACUUGUAUUAAGAAGUUGUCAAAUCCUAUCCCAUGAGCACACAUGGAAUUUGCUAUCUGCACAAUUAAGUAAAAUAAUGUGCUUUUGGAUAUUUACACUUAAGUCAGUAAAGUAUCACUUCAAUGUCUUAUUUGUCAGGUAACCUGAACAUUAUUGUCCUUGUCUCAGUUUUGUUUUAAUCUUUCUUUCUCCCUAAAUCAUACCUUUUAGAUUAUAAAUUAGAAAAAAAAUCAUAGCUUUGAUAUAUUUAUUGAACAAUAGUGAAUAUUUGCAAUAUAAGGCACUUCUGUUUUGUAGAUGUAUUUUUAAAGAAAAUUCAGGUAACAUCUGGAUAAUUGUGCUAGGAGUGCUUGGUGCAGUGGCAACAGUGGUACUUUGCUAUCUCAAGCUAUGUACAAUCAUUAGAAUACUUAUUUUUUAAGGUGCUGUGGAUACCAAGCCCUUCAUGAUUUGAAUGAGGGUUUGAGCCAAGCUCUUCUAUUUUGAAAAAAUUGGUAAUCAGUAGCUGUAGUUAGACAAUUAUGAUUAAACAACUACACUUGUUAGCAUUGUUUGCUAGGCUGCUCUUUUGUUUUAAGAAAAAGGGAAGACAGUCCUAAUGUGUACAGGCUGUCUGGACAAGGGCCACCAGGAGUGAAAUCAAAAGAGCUGAGCAGUAAGUGGGGAAAGGUAAUUCUGGCACUGGGAGAUUGAAACCCAUUGACCAGCUCCUCAAAAUGGACCCCCAGUUGAAAUUGAAUGGAAAAACCUAAAUCCAGACCUUGACUGUUUGUCCAAAAUAUAAAUUGUAUUUUCAUAGGUUUUUAUUCAUAUAAAAAAGACUGAAAAUGUAGGAAGAUAAGUUUCAGCAAAAAUAAAUUGUUCUCACUCUUGCUAUUUUGUAAGUCCAAAGGCCCUCCGUGGUGCAUUUAUGCAACAGUAUUUUGGUUAUAACAAUGUCAACAAGUCCUUCCUUUGAUCAGAUACACUUCUGUGCUUUAGAGAAGGAUGAAAGAGUUGGUUAUCCCUCACAAAUAUUUUCUGAUAACUUGCUUAAAGAACGAUUGAAUUGCUGAAUUUUCUUACUUGUCCUUAAGACCAAAAAUAAUCCAAAUCAAAAUGGGAAGUUUCUCAAACAAUGCUCUUACCUUAGAUCUUCAUUAGGGCCAAAAUUACUGUUUAAUUGUGUCCAAUGUCAAAACCUGUCAAAACCUAUGUUUGAAAAGUGAUACUAAAUUGCUUUGUAUAGUAGAUCAGUGGAACCAUAUAGUCCCUGACCUCAUCUCUCUGCACAACUCUCCUCUUUACUGGAGUACAACUUCAAGUGGAUGCAUUUUAUUCUCAUGUGUUUGCAAUAGGUUGGCUCUGUCUUAGAAUAGUCUGUCUCUUUCCUUUGCAAUUGAAGUGAGUAUCCUUAAAAAUCCAAACUUUAGUUCUUAGUCCAUCCUUCUGUGCCUGACCCUACCCUAUGGAGAGAUUUACCUUCAAACUCCCUGUGUCUGAAGCUUUUGUCACAGUCUGGAUUUGGUAAGCUUCAGGAGACAUUUUAUGAUGGGGUACAGCAAAAACACAUGAGAAAGAAAACUCUGAUUAUGCCUCAGUCUUUUUUCAUUUUUCUCUCUACAUAGAGAUUCACUUGCUUAUUAAAAAAUUGUAACAUGCUUUAGAGAUGAUAAUAUACUUUGAGAUGCAGUUGGUUAAACAAUUUAAGCACUAUUAAGUUAUCUUGAGACCUGUUUAGCCCUCAAACAUAUCAUGAUCAGAGGAAGUGGAACAGUUUACAGGUUAACUCAGCUCUGGUUAUAUUGAUGGAGGACAAGAUGGAGAAAACAGGAAUUAAUUCUGCACUGUCAUGUGGAUGCUUAUUUUACUCAAAUAAUGCUGAAAUGGAAAAUGCUGACUUAUCUUUAGAACCUUGUUCUGUUCCCACUAGGGGAUUAAUUUUACACAUCAGUAGUUCUUAUGAGUAUUUUUAUUUUGUCUAGAAAAAAAGGAAGAGAGGAAUCAUAUGAACACCUUGACAUACAGGAAGAAAAUAGGUCUCUGCACACAGAUAUUACUGAGAUUGGUGAUGAAAAGAACAAAGAGUUCCUUCACCUUCCCCCUUGAAUUACAGUAAGAAACACAUGGAAAUGUGAUUUUCUGAGCAACAGUAAUGGACAAACGUGGAGGGAAAAAAGUCAAUGGACACUUGUAUAUGAAAAGUCAUGUAGCAGGGCAUCUCACCCUCCACAUGAGCUUAUCUGUUACUUGUUAACUGGUGAGUUAAUUCAAACCAGGCAAAGCUGUAUUGUAGUGGGUUGUUUUGGCACCAUGGGAUUACCAUUGGCCUGGCAUCUCCCAGCUGACAAUAAGCAUCUUACUGUGAAAGUGAGAUCUGGAAAGAGAAACUGAAUUUCUGACUGACAGGCACCUAGCUUUACAAACUAUAUAAGCUGCAUCAAACUUUCCCAAAGCAGAAAUCUUCUGCACAUUUUCCUGGAAACACAGAGUUUUUCAUCAGAGCAGGAAGACCUGCUUUGCAGUUACUUCUCUGGAGGCUGAGUAUUUUGUUUACUAGUUUUAAUAUAGGUACCUUGAUAUCAUGCACUGUUUUAUGUAAUCUACUGCUAGUUCUUUUGUUUUAUACUGUGUCAUAAGUAACUCUGAUUAAGACCUUUCAUGUGUUACCUCCUGUCUUGUUCCAUAAAUAACUCAUUUUAUAAGUAGAUAUAAUCUGCCAUCCUUAGAACUUGCAGGCCAGAGUGAUUUCUUAAAUUUAAGGCAGGGCUUGUCUGAAGCUCCCACUCAUCCUGUGACAAGUCAGCAUGCAAAACUGGAUUUCCUAAAGGGACAAAGAAGUUUCCAGAAAAGAAGAAAUCCCUAAAUUUCAAGGUUGGCAUUUUUUUUUUUUUUUUCAGGAUGAGGACAAGAGAGCUCACUGGUUUUCAUUUCAUUUAGUAUUUUAUUUUAAAGCAAAGACCACGUCUGCUACUCACAGCAGCGAGUCCGAGCCCAGCAGAGUGUGCUGGGCUGGCAGUGACAGGGGGAGCAGAGAAAUGUCAGAGUGGGAACAGCUGUGGGGAACAAAACAGUGGCAAACUGAGGUGUGAGGAGCUGAAUGCUGCCAAGCACAGCCUAGUGCAGCAGUCUGGAAAAUGGGCACUGUAACAUGGAUGAUCCAGCUUUCUGGGGUUUGUCUAUCAUUGGUUUCCAUUGUCUUGGGCUGAGGGAUAGGAAAUGUUAGCUGUGGGAGCCUCCCCCACCAUCUUGCUUUUGUCCUGGGGGCCACAUGGUGUGUGGGAAUGGUUGCCACCUUGUCUUUGUCUGGAAAAACUUGUGGAGCUGGCAGCACUGGAACAGUUGCCACCUUGUCCCAGAGAACCACAUGGACAUGACCUACAGGGAGUGUCCACCAUCUUGUCUUUGUCACAGCUGACACAUGGAACUCAGUUGAGAUGGUGAACACCUCUUUGUGGGUAAAACAACU
Molecule: messenger RNA, 5062 nt
Organism: Parus major (Great Tit)
Lineage: Eukaryota; Metazoa; Chordata; Aves; Passeriformes; Paridae
Gene: HHLA2
Product: HERV-H LTR-associating 2
Biological process (GO): positive regulation of T cell proliferation; negative regulation of T cell proliferation; cellular response to lipopolysaccharide
Cellular component (GO): external side of plasma membrane
Source: RefSeq, a predicted model, not a curated record